Molecule: messenger RNA, 2088 nt
Organism: Lactuca saligna
Lineage: Eukaryota; Viridiplantae; Streptophyta; Magnoliopsida; Asterales; Asteraceae
Source: the annotation of a GenBank genome assembly
UAUACAUUUUUAAUUUUUUAUCAGUAAUCAAAAAGUUAUAAAAGAAGAAAUCUUCUGUAAUCAAUGUGUUUUUUUGCUGCCUUCUCACGACCUCCAUUUGUUUCCUUUUUUCCAUUCUCCUUCCUUCCUUCCAUUUUUCUGAUCAACUCUUUUGACGUGUUCAUAGUUUGAUUCCAAUUCUAAUUCCAAUUCUUUUUUGUUUUUUGGAAUCGAGUGGAAUAAUUUUUGAGAUUCAGUAAGUUUAACUGUCUGAUAUCGAUGGAAAAGAUGAACUUGUUAAGUAUUAUCGUGACAAGAACUCGAGUUUCAUGUUUUUUGGCGGGAGGUGCUUGGUGAGUCUUUGCUUUUGCUUUUGUUAAUCCGCUUGAUCGUGUAAAUUUGGAUGAAGAAACACAUGUAUAUGUGUGUUUGACGGCUAUAUUUGUUCAGAAAUUAAUGUUUACGUACCUAGGGUUCUAAUUGGAACGACUGUGUGUGAAGAUUUCGGAAAAUAAUCGAUUGUUGUUAUUACAAAAAAAUGGCUUCGAAUCACUCAUCAUUAGAAAUGCUGCAAGAACCGAGCAUCGACACCGAUAAACUCAGCUACGAGAUCUUUUCGAUUCUCGAGAGCAAGUUUUUAUUCGGUUACGACGAUCAGAAGCUUUGGCAACCUAAACAAAUUUCCCCGGAAGUUUCUGUUGCGGCGGCUGACUAUGAAGGUGUUCAAUCGAUUAAGAACCAGAGAGGCAAAAUCUGCGUUCUCUCGAUUGACGGUGGAGGAAUGAGGAGUAUAUUAGCAGGUAAAGCCCUAGCAUAUCUGGAAAACGCUUUAAAGGAAAAGUCCGGCAAUCCUAACGCCAGAAUUGCCGAUUAUUUUGAUGUUGCCGCCGGCACGGGAGUAGGAGGCGUCUUUACGGCGAUGCUGUUUGGAAGUAAGAACCAGAGCCGUCCGAUUUUCAAGGCGGAGGACACGUGGAAAUUUUUAGCGGAACAAGGGAAACGACUUUAUGAUCAGAAAUCAAGUUCAAGCGGUGGUGGUGGCUUAUUCAAAAGGAUUUUUCGGGGGCGAAGCGGUGGCAGUGGCGGUGGCGGAGGUAUAUCUCACGCUACUACCGGAUUUGAAAAAGCAAUGAAAGAAGCAUUCAUGGUGAACGGACAGAGUUUGACUUUGAAAAACACGUUGAAGCCGAUUUUGAUCCCCUGCUACGACCUCUCCAGCUCGGCUCCGUUCCUGUUUUCCCGAGCAGACGCUUUGGAAACCGACAGCUUCGACUUCCAGCUCUGGGAGGUUUGCCGCGCGACGUCAGCCUCUCCGGACUUGUUCGACCCGGUAUCUAUGAAGUCAACCGACGGAAAGACACGUUGUGUAGCGGUUGACGGCGGACUAGCUAUGAGCAACCCCACCGCCGCCGCGAUCACGCACGUGCUGCACAACAAACAGGAGUUCCCGUUCGUGCGAGGGGUGGAGGACCUUUUGGUACUUUCACUUGGGACCGGUCAGCUUCUUGAAGGAAACUACAAUUACGAACAAGUCAAAGCCUGGAAACCCCACAACUGGUGUCGUCCCAUGGCUCGAAUUUCCGGCGACAGCUCUGCCGACAUGGUAGACCACGCCGUCGCCAUGGCUUUUGGCCACACCCGUUGUAGUAACUACGUCCGUAUCCAGGCAAAUGGAUCAAACAUGGGUCGGUGUGGGAUGAAUGUGGACUCGGACCCUAGUCCAGAGAACGUAAAAACGCUGACAGAGAUAGCCGAGGAGAUGCUGAGACAAAAGAACAACAUCAGAGGAGGAGCUGCCGGAUCGCUCCCACUGUUGCUUUUAAGCAAACCUCCACAUAAUCAAACAGAACCGAGUUCUCUUCCCCAUAAAGAUAAAGGGAGGAAGGUCGGAAAUAAAGACACUCAACUAUCAAAACAAGAAGAAAAAGUGAUCAGAUUAGAGUUACAAGAUACAUAUUCAAGUCCCAAGGAAGAUGAUUAUGAUUGUAGUUGGUGUAAAGGAGAUGGCCACUUGUUUAUGUUCUCUAAAAAAUGUUAAAACUGGAACUGUGUGUUUGUUUUUGUGCAUAUAAAUUAGUUUAUAAGCUUAUUUUUAGUGUUUGUUAGACC